This is a messenger RNA of Chelonoidis abingdonii (Abingdon island giant tortoise), 1500 nucleotides long. RefSeq names its product DMRT like family A2 (gene DMRTA2). NCBI's taxonomy places the organism in Eukaryota, Metazoa, Chordata, Testudines, Testudinidae. Gene Ontology annotation, molecular function: protein binding; RNA polymerase II cis-regulatory region sequence-specific DNA binding; DNA-binding transcription factor activity, RNA polymerase II-specific. The record is from RefSeq and is a predicted model, not a curated record. Gene Ontology annotation, cellular component: nucleus. Gene Ontology annotation, biological process: germ cell development; regulation of transcription by RNA polymerase II; sex differentiation.
AUGGAGCUGAGAUCAGAAAUACCCAGCGUUCCCUCCGCGCCCCCUCCGGUGCCCCCCAGCUCGGUGGCGGCCGCCGCGGCAGCCGCGGCCGCGAGCUUGCCGGUGAGCGUGGCCGGCAGCCUCCUUCGGGGCCCGCCGCUGCUGCUGCGGGCUGCCGAGAAGUACCCGCGCACGCCCAAGUGCGCCCGGUGCCGGAACCACGGGGUGGUGUCGGCGCUGAAGGGCCACAAGCGCUACUGCCGCUGGAAGGACUGCAUGUGCGCCAAGUGCACCCUGAUCGCCGAGCGCCAGCGCGUCAUGGCCGCGCAGGUGGCGCUGCGCCGCCAGCAGGCGCAGGAGGAGAACGAGGCCCGCGAGCUCCAGCUGCUCUACGGCACCGCCGAGGGGCUGGCCCUGGCCGCGGCCAACGGCAUCAUCCCGCCCCGGCCGGCCUACGAGGUCUUCGGCUCCGUCUGCAGCGGGGCCAGCGGCGAGGGAGGCGCUGGAGGCUCGGACUCCAAGCUGCAGAAGUUCGACCUGUUCCCCAAGACGCUGCUGCCCAGCCGGGCUGUGACCCCGCAGCAGGCGGGCGGGAAGCCCCUCUCUCCGGACGGGGAGUCGGUGCCGGGCACCUCCUCCCCCGAAGCUCGCCAGGGCUCGGGCUCGGAGAACGGGGACGGCGAGUCCUUCCUGAGCUCGCCCGUCUCCAAGGGGGCGAAGGAGGGGGAGGAGAGCCCGGGCUCCAUCAGCCCGCUGGGCUCGGACUCGGGCUCGGAGGCGGAGAAGGACGAGCAGGACCCGUCGCCCUCGGCCGGCGGCCGCCAGCGGACUCCCAUCGACAUCCUGACGCGGGUCUUCCCGGCGCACCGGCGCAGCGUGCUGGAGCUGGUGCUGCAGGGCUGCGGCGGGGACGUGGUGCAGGCCAUCGAGCAGAUCCUCAACAACCGCGGCCCGGACAAGGGGCCCGAGGAGAGCUGGGCCCGGGACGGAGCCCUGCAGCCCAGCCCGGCCGCCGCCGCCCACCACCGGCCCCUGAUCGCCGGCCCCAUGAGCCCGGCCAUCGGCACGCUGGGCAGCCGCUCCGCCUUCUCGCCGCUGCAGCCCAACGCCGGCCACUUCGGCGCCGAGGCCGGGGCCUACCCGCUGGGCACCCACCUGGGCCUCAACCCGCUGCGCCUGGCCUACUCGGCGCACAGCCGGGGACUGGCCUUCAUGGCCCCCUACUCCACCGCCGGCCUCAUGCCCACGCUGGGCUUCCGGCCGCCCAUGGACUACGCCUUCAGCGACCUCAUGCGGGACCGCUCCGCCGUGCACAAGGAGCAGGUCUACUCCAGCGGCCUCUACGGGCCCAUGGUCAACAACACCCCCGAGAAGCAAUAGACGGAGCCCCCUGCUGGGGAGCAGCGCCCGGCCGGCCGCGGGCACCGCGCUGCAGCCAAGGCCACGCUCCCUCCUCGCGGCUCUUGACAGCUGCCAAAGCACAGCUCACGCCUUGCAGCCAAGGGCAGGGGUGCACCCCAG